AUGUUUUUCAGAGGGUUCGUCAUCUUGAUAUUCGAAAUGGAGUUGGCCAUGGCUCGUAACAAGGCGCGCCGGGGGAGACGCUCAGCCGCCGCGCCCUUAGGCUGGACCGCGCCCGGCACCCAACGCUUCUCGGGUGCCUUUCGCUCACGGCGCCGGCAGCUCAGGCAUGCACCCAUAAAACGUCCGCAGCUCGCAUGGGGCCGGCGGAGCGCGAGCGAACACUGCGCCCGUCCGAUCAGCUCGCGCCCGCCAUGCCUCCCGCCGCCGUUCUCCACUCUUCACUGCCACUCCGAGCACAGGACACUCCACACCACACCGAGGACACAACGCACCACUCACUCAUAUAGCAUAAGUAUUGGCUACUCCACGCCCGCGGCCCGCCACUCGUCGCACCCACUAUUGACGCGAAUUAUAUAUCGACUCGAAUUAUCUCGCACGAAUGGCGUCCAUUCUGCGAUCGCGCUAGAUCCUAGACCUCGAGUCCUCGACCGACGAGAAAUAGUUGCACAAGAAAGAAAGAUGGUUAUGAAUUGA
This is a messenger RNA of Pieris macdunnoughi, 534 nucleotides long. NCBI's taxonomy places the organism in Eukaryota, Metazoa, Arthropoda, Insecta, Lepidoptera, Pieridae. The record is from the annotation of a GenBank genome assembly.